CGGGCGUUCCGGGCGCAGCGCUUCGCUCGCGCGCGGGAGGCUGCGGAGCCGCCGCUUCGGGUGCAGAAGCCAUGGAGUUGAACUGCAGCGAAGUACCUCUUUAUGGGCAGAUGACGGUCUAUGCGAAGUUUGGCAAAAACGUUUAUCUUCCUAAAGAUGCCGAGUUUUACUUUAUUUAUAACGGAUCUCGUCAGAGACACGUCGUGAUUGCGGAGCGCACAGAGGAUAAUGUUCUGCAAUCCAGUGUUCCAGGCCACGGGCUUCAGGAGACGGUGACGGUGUCUGUGUGCCUCUGCUCAGAAGGUUACUCCCCAGUGACCAUGGGCUCCGACUGCGUGACCUACGUGGACAACAUGGCCUGCAGGCUGGCUCGUUUGCUGGUCACCCAAGCCCAUCGCCUCACAGCCAGUAGCCACCAGACCUUGCUGACCCCGUUUGCCCUGACGGUGGGAGCAUUGCCUGCUCUGGACGAGGAGCUGGUGCUGGCUCUGACCCAUCUGGAGUUGCCUCCUGGGUGGACUGUCUUGGGAAAUUCUUCAGUUGAAGUUUCUCUACACAGGGAGUCUGUUCUGCACCUGGCUGUGAGAUGGGGCCUUGCCAAGCUCUCCCAGUUCCUCCUGUGUCUCCCGGGUGGCGUCCAGGCCUUGGCUCUACCCAACGAGGAGGGUGCCACGCCAUUAGAUUUAGCUUUACAUGGCGGACACUCCCAGCUGGUUGAAGACAUCACAAACUUCCAGGGCAGGCGGUCCCCAGGCUUCUCCCGGGUGCAGCUCAGCGAAGACGCCUCCCUGCGGUACAUUCACUCAUCAGAAACACUGACCCUGACGCUCAACCACACAGCCGAGCAUUUGCUGGAGGCAGAUAUUAACCUCUUCAGGAAGUACUUUUGGGAUAGAGCCUUUCUCAUCAAGACUCUUGGAGAGCAAGAAGCUAGGUCAGGGGAAAAACCAGAUAUGCCCUCCAGUGCUGCAGAAACCGCAGAAGAGAUUAAGAAUUUGGUGUUCAGCAGAUCGUCACCUGGAAAGCAGGAUGGAAAGUGUGUGAGAAGCCUGGAGACUCGACCGGAUGGGUGUGAGGACCAGGACAGCCUAGAUGCAGAUUGUUCCUGUGAUGUCCUCAAAAGAUCCAGGCAUCCCCCAGCGUUCCUUGCUGCCGGCCGGCUUUCUGACAUGCUUAAUGGUGGAGAUGAAGUCUAUGCUAACUGCAUGGUGAUAGAUCAGGUUGGUGAUCUGGACAUUAACUAUAUUAAUAUAGAGGGAGUCACUACAGACGCUUGCCCUGAGUCCAUGGGUUCUACUCGGGGGCCUCAGAGCAGCAAGCUCAUCCCUCCUACCCAAACCAGCCCUGGAGUGUCCCCACCAAAGGAGAACAAGGAAGUGACAUCAUACACUGAAGUGCAGCCGUCUUUCAUCUCAUCAUCAAGCUCAUAUGCUUCCAAUUUGAAUCUUUCUUUUGGUCUUCAUGGAUUUGAAAAGGAACAGAGUCAUCUAAAGAAAAGAAGUUCCAGCCUUGACGCCCUGGAUGCCGACAGUGAGGGCGAAGGGCAAUCGGAGCAGCCACACCAUUGUUUCACUCCAGUGUCUCAGAGCUCCUCGAGAACUGGCCUUCCUAGUGGGGACGAGCUGGACUCCUUUGAGACCAACCCUGAAGCAGAUUUUAAUAUCUCCAGGACUGAAUCACUUUCUUUAUCAAGUAACCCACAGCUGAAGGAAUCAUUGCUUUCUGGAGUUCGCUCACGUUCUUAUUCCUGCUCAUCACCCAAAAUUUCUUUAGGAAAAGCUCGACUGAUGCGUGAUUUUACAGUGUGCAGUUCAGUUGAAGAGCAAAGAGCUUACAGCUUACCGGAGCCACCAAGAGAAAAAAGAAUUCAGGAGGAAGAAUGGGAUAAAUACAUCAUACCGGCCAAAUCAGAGUCUGAAAAAUACAAAGUGAGUCGGACUUUCAGCUUCCUCAGGAAUAGGAUGACCAGCCCUCGGAAUAAAUCUAAGACAAAAGGCAAGGAUGCCAAAGACAAAGAGAAACUGAGUCGACAUCAGUUUGUCCCUGGAACAUUCGCUGGGGGUCUGCAGUGUUUGGCCUGUGAUAAAACGGUCCUGGGGAAAGAGUCAUUCCAGUGCUGCAACUGUAAUGCGAACGUACAUAAGGGCUGUAAAGAUGCCGCCCCUCCCUGUACCAAGAAACUCCAAGAGAAAUAUAACAAGAACAAACCACAGACCAUCCUUGGAAAUUCUUCGUUUAGAGACGGCCCCUUGCCUGGUCCCUCCUUGCACCCUUCCGCCUCCAUGCCGAUCGGGCUGCCGGCUGGGAGGAAGGAAACCACAGGGCAAGUCCAUCCGUUGUCCAGAAGCGUUCCUGGCACCACCUUCGAAAGCUUCAGGAGGUCAGGGAUGUCCCUGGAGUCCGAGAGUGACGGGAGCACCUGGAGAAGCAGGUCGCAUUCCGAUGUGUUCCAGCCCAUGGGCUCGUCUCCCUCCACGGACUCCUUCUUAAUGGAAGUUGAUGUCGUGGAUUCAUCUAUGUGGCGUGACCUCAGCGGUGACGCCCAGGAGUUCGAAGCAGAAUCUUGGAGUCUGGUGGUGGACCCCUCGUUUUGUAGUCGGCAGGAGAAGGAUGUCAUCAAGAGACAGGAUGUCAUUUUUGAGCUAAUGCAGACAGAGAUGCACCACAUCCAGACCCUGCUCAUCAUGUCUGAGGUCUUCCGGAAGGGGAUGAAAGAGGAGCUGCAGCUUGACCACAGCACCGUGGAUAAAAUCUUCCCCUGUUUAGAUGAGUUACUCGAAAUCCACAGGCAUUUCUUCUAUAGUAUGAAGGAGCGAAGGCAGGAAUCCGGUGCUGGCAGCGACAGGAAUUUCAUCAUCAACCGAAUUGGCGAUAUUCUAGUCCAACAAUUUUCAGAAGAAAAUGCAAAUAAAAUGAAGAAAAUAUAUGGAGAAUUCUGUAGCCACCACAAAGAGGCUGUUAGCCUCUUUAAAGAACUCCAGCAGAAUAAAAAGUUUCAGAAUUUUAUUAAGCUCCGAAACAGUAAUCUUUUGGCUCGAAGGCGAGGAAUUCCAGAAUGCAUUCUGCUGGUCACUCAGCGCAUCACAAAAUACCCUGUCUUGGUGGAAAGGAUAUUGCAGUACAGUAAGGAGAACACUGAAGAACAUAAAGACUUAUGCAAAGCUCUUGGCUUAAUUAAAGACAUGAUUGCAGCCGUGGAUUUAAAAGUCAGCGAAUAUGAGAAAAAAAAAUGGCUUGAGAUCCUAAGUAAGAUCGAAAACAAGACAUACACCAAGCUCAAGAACGGCCAUGUGUUUAGGAAGCAGACGCUGAUGAGUAAAGAGAGGACCCUGCUGUAUGACGGCCUUGUUUAUUGGAAAACGGCUACGGGUCGUUUCAAAGAUGUCCUAGCUCUACUCCUGACUGAUGUGCUGCUAUUUUUACAAGAAAAAGACCAGAAAUACAUCUUUGCAGCGGUCGAUCAGAAGCCAUCAGUGAUUUCCCUUCAGAAGCUGAUUGCUCGAGAAGUUGCGAAUGAGGAGAGAGGGAUGUUUCUGAUCAGCGCUUCCUCUGCUGGUCCUGAGAUGUAUGAAAUUCAUACCAAUUCCAAGGAGGAACGAAAUACUUGGAUGAGACGGAUCCAACAGGCAGUAGAAAGUUGCCCAGAAGAGGAAGGGGGAAGGACAAGCGAGUCUGAUGAAGAGAGGCGGAAAGCUGAAGCCAGAGUGGCCAGAAUUCAGCAAUGCCAAGAAAUACUCAGUAAUCAAGACCAACAGAUUUGUACAUGUUUGGAGGAGAAGCUGCAUAUCUAUGCUGAACUUGGAGAACUGAGUGGAUUUGAGGAUGUCCAUCUAGAGCCCCACCUCCUCAUUAAACCAGACCCCGGAGAGCCUCCCCAGGCAGCCUCAUUACUGGCAGCAGCACUGAAAGAAGCAGAGAGCCUGCAGGUGGCAGUGAGGGCCUCGCAAAUGAGCGACGCGAGCCGGUCAUCGGAGCAAGGCUGCGGAGAGCCUGCUUUGCAGGAUGUGCUCAGCCCUCCGGGCGCGUCAGGAUCGCCUCCUGCUUCACUAGUCACAGAAGGGACAGGAGGAAGAGGCUGUUGGGAUGUGGAUCCUGGGACCCAGGGUGUGGGAGCCGACCUGGCAGUCCCUGAUGCAGGGGAGAAGGUGGAAUAUAGAAGUUUCCCAGGUUCUUCCCAGUCAGAGAUUAUACAAGCGAUACAGAAUUUAACCCGUCUCUUAUACAGCCUUCAGGCCGCCUUGACCAUUCAGGACAGCCACAUUGAGAUCCACAGGCUUGUGCUCCAGCAGCAGGAGAGCCUGUCCCCCGGCCCCUUUUUCCGAGGCAGCCCCUUUCAGGACCAGGAGAGGUACCGCAACCUGGAGAAGCGGCGGGAGGAGCUGGCCAACAUCCACAAGCUCCAGCAUCAGUUCCAGCAGGACCAGCAGCGCUGGCACCGCAGGUGCGACCAGCAGCAGCGGGAGCAGGCGGCCAAGGCCAGCUGGCUGCAGGAGCGCGAGCGGGAGUGCCAGUCGCAGGAGGAGCUGCUGCUCAGGAGCCGCGGGGAGCUGGACCAGCAGCUCCAGGAGUACCAGCAGAACCUGGAGCGGCUGCGGGAGGGCCAGCGCCUGGUAGAGAGGGAGCGGGAGAGGAUGCGGGCCCAGCAGAGCCUGCUGUGCGGCUGGAAACACAGCCGGCAGAGUAGCCUUCCCGCAGCGUUUUCCCCGGGAAGCAUGGAGGUAAUGGAACUUAAUCGAUCUGAGAGUUUAUGUCAUGAAAAUUCAUUCUUCAUCAAUGAAGCUUUAGUACAUAUGUCACUUAACACUUUCAACAAACCAACUUCAUCAGAUAUCCAUCAGGAUGCCACGUACCCCCGAGAUAUGUCUCAUUCUGCUUUGCUAAGGACUAAUGAAAAUCCAGUGGACCUCAAGAUGGACCUUUCUCAGCCCUUGGAUGUCAGCCAUGAACUGUGGAUAGCCGCUGGGUCCUGCCAUCAGAUACCCCCUCUCCACCAAAGCAGCGAGGAUCCUUGUAAAAAUGAUUUGGACAUCUCUCAGACUGAAUACCCACCCCUUAGCGACUCCAAUCCACACGGCCCUCAGCUGCAGACAUUUAUAGCAGAAGCAAAGCUCAGUCUACAGAGAGUGACCAGCCCAGAUGGGGAAUCUGGAGAUGGAGCAGAAGAAAAUAUUGUUUACCUCUAACUGUGUUGUUGUGUUUCCAAACAAAACAAAACACUGGUGUUUUCGGGAGAAAUUUCUUUUUCCUUUUCCUGAUGUGUGUGUGACUGCGUCCACAUUGCUUUAGGAGUAAUAUUUAACGUUUCGUGCAAGUUCAUUUGGGGGCAUGAGUCUAAUAAUUAAAUUAUUGAAA
Vicugna pacos (alpaca) is the source of this 5352-nucleotide messenger RNA. It is a transcript of the gene ARHGEF28, whose product is annotated as Rho guanine nucleotide exchange factor 28. Gene Ontology annotation, biological process: cell morphogenesis; regulation of Rho protein signal transduction. NCBI's taxonomy places the organism in Eukaryota, Metazoa, Chordata, Mammalia, Artiodactyla, Camelidae. The record is from RefSeq and is a predicted model, not a curated record. Gene Ontology annotation, molecular function: guanyl-nucleotide exchange factor activity.